AUGAAAUGUGAUUCAGAGCAGGGUUUGUGCACCCCAGUGGCAGGGCACGGUACUGGCACCACGUUGGUGCCCAGCUUGGACACGCGCUCCAACACGCACCCCAACACGCGCUCCAACACGCGCCCCAACACGCGCUCCAACACGCGCCCCAACACGCGCUCCAACACGCGCCCCAACACGCGCUCCAACACGCGCCCCAACACGCGCUCCAACACGCGCCCCAACACGCGCUCCAACACGCGCCCCAACACGCGCUCCAACACGCGCCCCAACACGCGCUCCAACACGCGCCCCAACACGCGCUCCAACACGCGCCCCAACACGCGCUCCAACACGCGCCCCAACACGCGCUCCAACACGCGCCCCAACACACGCUCCAACAUGCGCUCCAACACACGCUCCAACACGCGCCCCAACACGCGCUCCAACACGCGCCCCAACACGCGCUCCAACACGCGCCCCAACACGCGCUCCAACACGCGCCCCAACACGCGCCCCAACACGCGCUCCAACACACGCCCCAACACGCGCCCCGACACGCGCCCCAACACGCGCCCCAACACGCGCCCCAACACGCGCUCCAACACGCGCCCCAACACGCGCUCCAACACGCGCCCCAACACGCGCUCCAACACGCGCCCCAACACGCGCUCCAACACGCGCCCCAACACGCGCUCCAACACGCGCCCCAACACGCGCUCCAACACGCGCCCCAACACGCGCUCCAACACGCGCCCCAACACGCGCUCCAACACGCGCCCCAACACGCGCUCCAACACGCGCCCCAACACGCGCUCCAACACGCGCCCCAACACGCGCUCCAACACGCGCCCCAACACGCGCUCCAACACGCGCCCCAACACGCGCCCCAACACGCGCCCCAACACGCGCUCCAACACGCGCCCCAACACGCGCCCCAACACGCGCCCCAACACGCGCCCCAACACGCGCCCCAACACGCGCCCCAACACGAAGAAGACGGCGUUCCCGCUGACCCUCGAGGCGCGGGUGACGGCGGCCGGCGGGACGAUGGCGGCCGGGGCCUCGACGCACGCCUCGAUCGUGACGGAGCUCCAGGCGUAG
Petromyzon marinus (sea lamprey) is the source of this 1083-nucleotide messenger RNA. NCBI's taxonomy places the organism in Eukaryota, Metazoa, Chordata, Hyperoartia, Petromyzontiformes, Petromyzontidae. The record is from RefSeq and is a predicted model, not a curated record.